Messenger RNA from Heteronotia binoei (common prickly gecko), 1590 nucleotides. It is a transcript of the gene SAXO4, whose product is annotated as stabilizer of axonemal microtubules 4. The coding region runs from base 34 to 1407 and encodes 457 amino acids. The record is from RefSeq and is a predicted model, not a curated record. Lineage: Eukaryota; Metazoa; Chordata; Lepidosauria; Squamata; Gekkonidae. Gene Ontology annotation, molecular function: phosphatase binding. The transcript is spliced from 13 exons.
UUCUAGAGUAGCACAGAACCCCUGCUAUCCAAAAUGAUUAGUGGUCAGUCUUCUUCAAUCUCUGUUUCUCCAGGGAAAUCCUACAUAAGGAAAUCUGCCUCUGUAUCCUCGGAGAAGAUGGGGCGUCUUCCCCUGGGGAUCGUUUCUCCCUAUGUGAAAACAAGUUCUGGUGGAAGUAUGGACCCCCUGAAAUUCUAUGCUACCAGCUAUGGUACAGCUUUUGGUCAGGCAGGCUUCUGUCCUCGGAAUGGUUUCCACACUGGAGCGGGAUACAAAGCCAAUUACCGACCUGUUGUCCAGUAUAAACAGAGCCUGGACAAAGUAGAUAAUCCAGCUGUUGGGCAGCUCCUUCAAGACAAUUAUGAGUCAACAACUACUAAGCACUUCCAACCACUUCAGCUCCCAGAUGGGAAAUUCCCUCUUCCUUGGAGUGUGUACCAGCCAGGAAGUGGAUAUGUUCGGGAGAAACCCCUUUCUUUCCCUACCACUAAAACUGUCAAGAAAGUCCAUUUUGACACAACAGACCAAGGAGCACAAGCUGUGACAGGUCUGGAACCCAAACAUACCCCUCUUCUCUACAAGUCACUUGGAAAAGGCUCUGUUGAUGUGGAAAAUAGCAGAUAUGGACCUCACUACAUGUCCACAGAGUAUGGCUCUAAGUUCCGCUUCAGCAUUCCCAGGCAGCCAGAUCUCCUGCAGAAGAAAACCAUUGGAGCCAAGGAAGAGACUGGAUUCACUGAAGGCUGUCUCAGUAAUCCCAUUAUAGACAAACCACUGUCUCAGAGCAGCAAUCCAGGGGUCAGCAUUAUGAAAACAGAUUAUCAGCCAUCUUCCUUCCCACAGGGUGACGAAUUCUUGCCAGUCCUUUCUAAAGGCUCUGAGAGGGGGUCUGGAUUCAGCAGACAGAAGGGCCUUUUCCUUGGUACUCCACCUUCAUCUGAGCCCCAAGAACGUCCACCUGGUACAGAGGCGCCCAUGAGCCAUACUCAGUUCCAAGGGCUUCAGCAGCAACCUCAGACACAGAACAACCUUUUAGGACGGGAACAUGUGGGUAGCAAGGAACUAUCAGGAUUCAGCAUCAAUAACCUUAGUCAUGUGACACCUCCCUAUGAUCCAGAAUUGCCCAGCAGGUUCCUGACCAGCUAUAACUCCAAGUUUUAUGAGAACAUUCCAAAGGGAGUAGACAGGGAAGGCUGGACACGAGGAGGGAUCCAGCCUCAGCAAGCAGGUGGCUUUGCUACCAACAACCAUGUCACUGACUUAGGCACUGAUCCCAAUGCUACAGAAACCUUGAGGCGUGUUCAUCCUCAUGUUGGCAGGACAAUCACAACAGUUGAUCCGUUCUAUCGUGACUCUCCCCACGAUCGUCAAUUCGCUGCUCUCCAUCAGACAACUGUCCCCAAUUAAACCACCUGAAGCUGUCUGCUGAGGAGACAUGAUGGUUAAAGAGCAACAGACAAACAGCUUUGCUUCAGCCAAGACUACCACAUAUUCCUGCCACAUCAGCCAGGACGAUUAGCCUCUGGGCAGAACUACAUGGAGUGUGUGAGAUGGGCAAGCCAUCCCAAAAGGUUUCACUGCGUUGAAUUC